GGUUGCCAGAUGGAAAGCAUGGCCAGCCGUAGAAAAAUGCUUAUUGAAAUUCUCAAUUAUUGUGGCUUUGUAGAUUGUGACAGUGUUUCCUAGCCUCAGUGCAGUGGGCAACUGGGACGAGGUGCUCUUAUUUUCCAUGGACUUUACAGUGUCCCAGAACUUUUUGGAGUUUGUGCUGCAGGAUGCUAAUUUCUGUUUGAAAAAGCUAGCAUUUGCUUUCCUAACAGCCUGUGUAUAUUGGUUCCUAACUUCCCUGAAAAGUUACAUAUCGCAGGGGCUAUUUGAUGCCAAUGCCGUACUCCACAGGAUGUUUUUGUGCUGGUCAAGGGCAGUCAGGUCUGGAAUGAACCUGGAUGAUGAGUUGAGUGUGAGUAGUAGGCCUAGGCCAAUACAUACUGAUACAAAUAUGUGCUUCACUCAAGGUUGGCUUCUUCUUAGCAUUCAUUGCCAUGGUUAUCAACUGCACAGCAGAAUUGGAAUGUUAAAAAAAAGAUGGUGGCAGCUGCAUUGAAAUACUUGGGUGUGAGGUUUUACUACAGAAGAGUUACAACAUCGUUGGCCUGGUGUAGGAUCAGUUAGGGUCAAAUUAGUGGAAUGGGGUGUUGGUAUAUAGGUGUAGGGUUAGUUGGUGGUGCAAUGUUUUCCUUUAUUUUUGUUUAACAAAAUGUUACGUGAUCGACCACACACUAGGUGGCGGCAUGCACAAACAAAAUGUGUGAACGCCAUGACACCAAAGAAUAAGAAGUAAACGGACGUGAACAGCGAGUUUCCACGUUAGUGUUUUUAUAGUCAUUAUAUAGACGUUUAUUUAACACACUGGAAAUCAAAAUAUGACGAAUUUAACUGCACAGAAUCACAUACUUAAUUCGCGUUGGAGACAGGACUUGAUAUUAUAUAGAUAACGACAGCUAGCUGCUAACAAUGACUAACUGUAACGUUAUGGUUUUUCACACUCAAAUAGCCUCCAUCAUGGAGAUGCUAGCUAGUGCAGCCGUGGCAGAUGUAUGUAAACUUGUAGACGACGACUAUGCAGUGUUUCGUUUGGAAAUAACUCAAAGCCAAAAAGAAAACAGGGCAUUGCGGAGGAAACUACAGCUACUAGAAUUGAAGGUGGCACGGGAGCGCGCAGAGAGGACAAUGCAACAGCGCGUCGUCACCAGUCGUCCCAGAAUUGUCAAGAUUCCGGACCGAUACAAAGAAAUGGCAAGAGCACGGAGCAGAUCUCGAACCCUCGACCUUCGAGCCAGAGAUCCGGCGAUGCAGUCCCUGGUUCGAAUCCAGGCUGUAUCCCAUCUGGCCGUAAUUGGGAGUCCCAUAGAGCGGCGCACAAUUGGCCCAGCAUCGUCCGGGUUUGGCCGGGGUGAAGGACAUCUCACUGGAGGCCACAUGAGCUUUGUGAAGCCAGUGGGAGACAAUACAUGGACAGAUGACCAACCAAUCACUGUUGAUGAGGGGAGUGGAACCUCAACCCAGCAUGUUAUUGUGAUAGAGUCUGCAGAUGCCAAGGCUGCAGGUCCUGGGGUGAGAGGAGUGGACCCACAGCACAGCAGAGACAUCCAGACUGGUGCGGCUGUAGCAAUGGAGGACCCCGCCACCACCCCAGCGCAGCCCAGCUCCCGACACAGCAUCACAGAGGUCAGUGGAACGCGGAAUGCCAUCCUUAGGUCAGAGUCAGAGACUUUAACUGUGACACAAAGGCUUUUGCACAAAGGAUCUGACGACAGGUCAGACACAGAGAGACUGGAGAGACUGGGCUGUCCUCCUGCUCCCGGCUCAGAGUAUUUACUUUACGGUAACCGAAGCCUGGUUAAUUCCCAUCGGGACUCAGGUGAUGCGUUAGAAACUGGCAAUGAUCAAUCUUGUUCUUACACUAUAGAGAUGGACCCUGGCAACAUAUCCUUAGAUUUAGAGACACAUGCUGAUCCGUCUAGAGGGGACUGGAACCGGUACAGUAGUAGUGUAUACUCUGAAGGGUGCAUAGAUAAGAAAGGGGAAGGUCUGGUCGCAGAUGAAUUGACUGUGAAAGUGGAGGGCGACGUUCCUCCCGCAUGGAAUGCAGCUUGUGCAGGACUCUCACAGGGCAGAGAUUUCUUAGAUUACAGUUUAGAGACAAAUCCAAAUGUUGUGACCCACUCCCCUUUACACGUGCUCAGGGAUCGCGACCCAGUGUCCACGUCGAUUGCGCCUUGCGAUUUACAAGGUCGUGUCCUUUUCGAUCAGGUAUUGAACUCAAACGACAGGGCUAGAGCCCAGACUCAGGGAGGGGGAGCCACAUUAGGCAAUAGUAAAGAGAAACGGUUCCUCUGCAUGUUCUGUAGCAAAGGCUUCAGCUGCACCCAGAAGGUGGAGAUCCACCAGAGGAUCCACACAGGGGUGAAGCCCUUCAGCUGUACCCAGUGUCACAUGCGCUUUGCCCAGGCUGGCCACCUGAAGAGGCACCAGAGGGUCCACACAGGGGUGAAACCCUUCAGCUGUACCCAGUGUCAAAUGCGCUUCGCUCAGGCUGGUGACCUGAAGAGGCACCAGAGAGUCCACUCAGGGGAGAAACCCUUCAGCUGCCAGAUGUGUGAGAAGAGGUUCUCCCGCCAGCACCAGCUGAAGAUGCACCUGAAGGUUCACACAGGAGAGAGGGCAUUCUCCUGAAGGCAUAUAUAUAUUUGUGUUUAAUAUUUGAAUAUUAUAUUGCAUCCAAACAUUGUGUAAUAAGGCAUACAUAUAUAUGCGUGGAGUCAUGUAGUAACCCAAAAAGUGUUAAACAAAUCAAAAUAUAUUUUAUUUGAGAUUCUUCAAAGUAGCCACCCUUUGCCUUGAUGACAGCUUUGCACACUCUUGGCAUUCUCUCAACCAGCUUCACCUGGAAUGCUUUUCCAACUGUCUUGAAGGAUUUCCCACAUGUGCUGAGCACUUGUUGGCUGCUUUUCCUUCACUCUGCAAUCCAACUCAUCCCAAACAAUCUUAACUGGGUUGAGGUCGGGUGAUUGUGGAGACCAGGUUAUCUGAUGAAGCACUCCAUCACUCUCCUUCUUCGUCAAAUAGCCCUUACACAGCCUGGAGGUGUGUUGGGUCAUUCUCCUGUUGAAAAACAAAUUAUAGUUCACACCAGAUGGGAUGGCGUAUCGCUGCAGAAUGCUGUGGUAGCCAUGCUGGUUAAGUGUGCCUUGAAUUAAAAAUAAAUCAGAUAGUGUCACCAGCAAAGCACCAUCACACCACCACCUCCAUGCUUCACGGUGGGAACUACACAUGCGGAGAUCAUCCAUUCAUCGACUCUGCGUCUCACAAAGACACGGCAGUUAAAACCAAAAGUCUCAAUUUUACUUGGUCUUUUACCAAAUAGGGCUAUCUUCUGUAUACCACCCCUACCUGGUCACAACACAACUGAUUGGCUCAAAUGCAUUAAGAAGGAAAGAAAUUUCACAAAUUAACUUUUAACAAGCACACCUGUUAAUUGAAAUGCAUUCCAUGUGACAUCAUGAAGCUGGUUGAGAGAAUGCAAAGCUGUCGAAGGCAAAGGAUGGCUACUUUGAAGAAUCUCAAAUACAAAAUAUUUGGAUUUGUUUAACACUUUUUUUUGGUUACUACAUGAUUCCAUGUGUUACUUCAUAGUUCAUGUCUUCAUUAUUAUUCUACAAUGUAGAAAAUAGUAAAAAUAAAGAAACCCUGGAAUGAGUAGGUGUCCAAACUUUUGACUGGUACUGUAUGUAUGUAUGCAUUUACUUAUAUUUGUUGUGUUAUACAGGGCACAUUUGAAAAAGAGACCUAGGUCUCUGUCCUUCCUGUAAAAAUAAAGGUUAAAUUUAAGAAAAAUAAGACAACGUAUAGAAAAUUGGGUUCCGCUUUAAAUGACAAUCAGCUUGUAAAAGCUUCAUAAAUGUGCUACAAAUCUAUUACCAUAUGUCAUGCUUCAUAAAGGGUUCAUAAAUGUGGCAUAACUGUGACAACCACCAAUGUCAUGUGACAUAACGCCCUAACGUGCUUUAUUGAGGGUGUCAUAAUCACCGCUUAAUAAAGGCCUUAUAAAUCAUAUUAUAUUGAGGCUUCACAAAUCAUUUAACCCUGUCAUGCAUCUUGCUAAUUAAUUGGACAUUGCAAAGGUAAUACAUUGGGUUCGAUUUCCAGGACUACCCAUAUGUAAAAUGUAUUCAUGCACGACUAAGUCGCUUUGAAAAAAAGCAUCUGCUAAAUUUUACAUAAUAUAUUCCACUAAAACAUUUCUAGGAUGGCACAACCUCUUUCCCUCUUGGGUGCAUAGUCAAUAUUGGACCUGAC
Messenger RNA from Oncorhynchus keta (chum salmon), 4266 nucleotides. Its product is annotated as gastrula zinc finger protein 5-1-like. Bases 922 to 2643 code for a protein of 573 amino acids. Gene Ontology annotation, molecular function: RNA polymerase II cis-regulatory region sequence-specific DNA binding; DNA-binding transcription factor activity. The record is from RefSeq and is a predicted model, not a curated record. Lineage: Eukaryota; Metazoa; Chordata; Actinopteri; Salmoniformes; Salmonidae. Gene Ontology annotation, biological process: regulation of transcription by RNA polymerase II. The transcript has 4 exons.